CCUACAUACAAAUCUCCGAGGAUACUCAAAGAUGACAGUCAAGGACAAGGUUAAAGUAUCAAUUCUGGCCUGGGGGUGCGCCCCUUGCGGCCUUACCUGGUCCUUUGGGUUACAAAUGGUGAUUAUUGGAUUCUUCUUGGCCGGGUUUUGCUCCGAUCACUGGCUAGAGUCGUCUAUCGUCGUGUCUGGGUAUGAGUCCAGGAGCCAAGGGUUGUGGCGAUUCUGUUAUAAGUCUCUUGGAGCCACUUGCUGUGGAUACAUCAACGAUCUCAUGUACAUAGAGCCUUUUGUGAACGCCACUAGAGCCUUUCUGGUCAUGAGCUUACUUCCGCAAGGCGGUUGCAUUUUGGCUGUACUUAUUGGAAUUUUCAAGAAAAGUUAUUCUGUUUCAAAACGUUUAGCAGGUGUGCUGAGUGGAAUAUCAGCUUUUUGCAUCAUACUUGCUGGAAUCAUCUAUGGCGGAGCCUCCCAAGACGAGGACUCCACCAGCCUAUACAGCCUCUCCUGGUCCUACGCUCUCUGUUUCGUCAGUGGCUUCCUCUACAUCCCGUUCACGUGUUUUAUUUGCUGCACGGACGACUCGCCUGAUGAAAGUUCAUCUUCUACCACGUGACUUAAAACGUGACUCAAUAUGGACCAAUGAACAUAUCCGCGGUCAAGUUUAAAAUCCAAGUUCAAGAAUUACUAGCAUCAGUUAUAUCCGUCCAUUGAUUGUCUGUGAUAUUUGAAUGUAUAAUUACAUGAAUAGAGUCUCGAUAAAUGUUGCGUAAAUGUACCUUGUUUAUGUAAUUUUUGCUGCUUUUUAAUUUGAUACUAGAUAUUUAAUUGAAAGAUAUAUGUACAUUAGCGUUAACUCGAGAAGAGAACAUUAGUCAAGUUUUUAAAAUUGAACUACCGUAGCUUUAAUUCGGAUAAUCCACAGUUGACUUAACGCAAGGAUCGUUGUUUUUCUAUUUUCCUAAAUCUGACAUAUGAGUUGAUGAUAGUACAUAUAUUCGGUUUGGAUCGUUCCACAAUUACAAAUGGGUUUGUAUUAGAUAUACAAUACCGAAUAUUUGCCGAACACAGUUUUAUAUGAAAAAAAAUACAGAGUUUGUGAACCUCACCAUCGCGGGAUUCUUACUCUUUGAUAUUUUCUUAUGAACUUUAUAUCAUACUUAUUAAAAAAAAUUUCAUUGAUUUUAUUAGUUAAUUUGUUGACUCAGAUAUUCCAAUUUUAAAGGAUAUAAGUACUGCAACAGUCUUAUUUUAAGUGUAAUAGCACAGAGUAUAAUCAGGGACGUAAAUACGCGUAAAUACGUCCCUGGUAUAAUUCUGUAUUCUCGUAUGAAUACCAAACUAUCAAAAGUAAGUUUUAAAAAAUCAAGAAUAAAAGAAUCACAGCAAUGCUUAAGAAUAAGAAUUAAUUGAACGGUUUCUCUCCAGUUUAUUAAAGCCGCUUGGUCCGAUUUUCUAUCAAAUUUUGUGAACGCUUUUAAACGAUGGUUAUAAUAUGCUAAGUAUGUGCAUAAUAAAAUAUAUUGCAGUAGCUUCUCCUGUCAAUUAAGCCAUAUUUUAAUGGGGAAAAAAUGUUGAACAUUUAAUUUUGUUAACAAAAUAAACGACAAACAGAGGUACCGCAUUAUUUCGCAGCCUCAUAUCAAAAUUCGCUCCCGAUGUUGAGGCGAGAGUGAUUGUAUUUAGACUUAGACAUCGAUAUAUAUAAAUGUUAUAAUGAUUUGGCAAAUCUGUGUACAUUUUUUUCAAUAAAAUUUCCAAACGGUUCCAUUUCUAAACUUUCACAUGAUUCAGUUUGGUUUGUUUAACUGUAUGCCAAUAAAGAAUAUCUAAACUUGAAUAUUUCUAGCUUUG
This is a messenger RNA of Magallana angulata, 1851 nucleotides long. RefSeq lists its product as uncharacterized. The record is from RefSeq and is a predicted model, not a curated record. NCBI's taxonomy places the organism in Eukaryota, Metazoa, Mollusca, Bivalvia, Ostreida, Ostreidae. The transcript has 3 exons. Gene Ontology annotation, cellular component: membrane. The coding region runs from base 32 to 613 and encodes 193 amino acids.